AUGGUGGAGGAGGAGGAAGAAGAAGAAGAAGAAGAAGAAGAGGAAGAUCUCAUAUACGAAAACCUCGCUGCGUCCAACGACGACGAUUCCAGCUCCAGCUCCACCAGCACCAAAGCCCUACACCGCCGCCCCAGCACCAUCCACUUACAUCCACGAAACGACAACUACACAGCUGUGCAGAAAUGGCUAGAAGAAAUAAGCUCCUCCUCUUCCCCUUCAUCCCGCGCCUCAACUCAACACCUCUUCUCCUUCCUAAACGCCUACCCCAGCACCGCGUCAUCCGCCUCCACCACCUCCUCCGAAAAAGCCAACCGCUCAACACGACCAACCUGCCCCUUCUGCAGUCUACACUGGAGAACCAUGACUGCAGACGACCAAGCCGCACACAUGCUAUCCCACAGCGCAAGUUUACCGCAUACAACACUCCAUACGCAUAUCUCACACCCACCACACUACUACAUUGCCGAGCUAACCACAUCCAGCGAGGAUGACGACGAUAAUGGCGAGGCAGGGAGGGAGGCAGAUGUUGAUGCGCCGAGUGUACCACGGCGGCGUUGGUGGGCUAGGAACGUAUACGACACUGCUGCCACUUCCUCUGGUGUUUCGAAACGACAGGAAAAGGAAAAGGGAAGUUAG
Messenger RNA from Pyrenophora tritici-repentis Pt-1C-BFP, 636 nucleotides. RefSeq names its product MIP-T3 multi-domain protein. The record is from RefSeq and is a predicted model, not a curated record. Lineage: Eukaryota; Fungi; Ascomycota; Dothideomycetes; Pleosporales; Pleosporaceae.